This is a messenger RNA of Dinoponera quadriceps, 353 nucleotides long. RefSeq lists its product as uncharacterized. The record is from RefSeq and is a predicted model, not a curated record. The transcript has a single exon. NCBI's taxonomy places the organism in Eukaryota, Metazoa, Arthropoda, Insecta, Hymenoptera, Formicidae. The annotation marks the transcript as partial.
AUGGAAAAAUCAGAGAAGCGUGUGGUCAUCAAAUACUUCUAUUUAAAAGGCCUAACACCAUUACAAAUUAAAGAAAAGCUGGAUUCCACACUGAAAGACUCUUCUCCAUCAUAUUCAACGGUUAAACAGUGGGUUUCUGAAUUUAAGAAAGGUCGCACGAGCACUUCUGACGAUCCACGUUCAGGACGCCCCGUUGAGGUCACAACUCCCGAAAUGAUUUUAAAAAUUCAUAAAAUAGUGAUGGAGGACCGCAGAUUAAAAGUAAGUGAGAUAGCUGAGGCUACUAGGAUGUCAACUGAACGUGUGCGCAAUAUUUUACAUGAAUAUUUGAGCAUAAGAAAGCUCUGUGCUAG